Molecule: messenger RNA, 558 nt
Organism: Monopterus albus (swamp eel)
Lineage: Eukaryota; Metazoa; Chordata; Actinopteri; Synbranchiformes; Synbranchidae
Gene: h2ax
Product: H2A.X variant histone
Exons: 1
Coding region: 81-509 (142 amino acids)
Cellular component (GO): nucleosome
Molecular function (GO): DNA binding; protein heterodimerization activity; structural constituent of chromatin
Source: RefSeq, a predicted model, not a curated record
CGUGUCGAAGUCAUUUCCUCAUACCUUACAAAUCUACAACAGUAGUAGUUUGUUUAGAAAGAGUAUCUCGACAAUUGACAAUGUCUGGAAGAGGCAAAACUGGAGCCAAAGCCCGAGCCAAGGCCAAGACCCGCAGCUCCCGUGCCGGUCUGCAGUUUCCUGUUGGCCGUGUUCACCGUCUUCUCCGCAAGGGUAACUACGCUGAGAGAGUGGGCGCCGGGGCCCCUGUAUACUUGGCUGCUGUCCUCGAGUAUCUGACCGCUGAGAUCCUGGAGUUGGCUGGCAACGCCGCCAGAGACAACAAGAAGACCCGUAUCAUCCCUCGUCACCUUCAGCUGGCUGUUCGUAACGACGAGGAGCUGAACAAGCUGCUUGGCGGUGUCACCAUUGCCCAGGGCGGUGUUCUGCCCAACAUCCAGGCUGUUCUGCUGCCCAAGAAGACCGGCCAGUCUGCACCGAGCUCCGGCAAGGCUGGAAAGAAGGCCUCCUCUCAGUCUCAGGAGUAUUAACAUUAGCUUGCUGGCUAAUAACACCCAAAAGGCCCUUUUAAGGGCCACC